Penaeus monodon (black tiger shrimp) is the source of this 1294-nucleotide messenger RNA. Its product is annotated as complex I intermediate-associated protein 30, mitochondrial-like. The coding region runs from base 105 to 1163 and encodes 352 amino acids. NCBI's taxonomy places the organism in Eukaryota, Metazoa, Arthropoda, Malacostraca, Decapoda, Penaeidae. The transcript is spliced from 7 exons. Gene Ontology annotation, biological process: mitochondrial respiratory chain complex I assembly; mitochondrial electron transport, NADH to ubiquinone. Gene Ontology annotation, cellular component: mitochondrion. The record is from RefSeq and is a predicted model, not a curated record.
GUCCCUGACAUAUGUAGCAGUAGAUGGCCGGAAUGUUUUCGUAAGAACUGGAGGCGAGAAACAUGUAAAUCUAGUGAAAUAUAAAUGAACUGUCACUCUCAAGAAUGCUUCCUCUAAGGUGGAGUCAUAUCCAUGGAGGCAGUGGACUGGUGCGCUCGCUAAGGCCUUCUGGAUCCGUCGCAAGCAGAAUACCCCUAUAUCUAUGUGAAGAAAACCGAAAUGACACUCGGCAAGAGAGAUUCCUCCAUGUACAUAGUUGUGGAAGGAUUAUAUUUGAUAAUAGGAAAACUUUCCUAAAAGAGAACUUAUGGCCAUGUUCGAGAAUGAGCAGAACUAUCGCAACCACACCAGCAAAGCAGUUGUUUUGGGAAAGGGACCCAAAAGGUGGAUAUGGCAGCAAGGAAAAACGUAAUCACAAGGAACUCAUCCGCGAAGGCUUAAAAGAAUUACGAGUUGAAUUGUCCAAGUGGAAAGGGGAAGUGAUAGAGAAGUUUGAGGACGACCCAAUAAUUGUGAGGCCAGAAUGUCUUAUAGGUGACAUGGAUAAAGUCUGGAUUCUCAAGGACGAAGAACACUUGAAGAACUGGAUAGCAACGAGUGACAAAGACCACGGAGAAGGAUACAGUUCCUGCUCUCUCACACUCUCUCCCACAGGGCAUGGUUUAUUCUCAGGGCAAAUUAGUACUCAGGUUCCUAAAGAUGGGAGGGUGAAAAAAGCUGGAUACUGUAACAUGAAAUCUAUAAGACCAAGGAUGUCCUUUAAGCGUGAAAUUUAUUUGGACUGGUCUCUGUACAACCACCUAGAGUUACGCGUCAGAGGCGAUGGUAGAACAUAUCUCCUGAAUAUUUCUACAGCGGGUUAUUUUGACCUCCAUUGGAAUGAUAUGUAUUCUUAUCCCUUAUAUACAAGAGGAGGCCCUCACUGGCAGGUCACAAAGAUCCCAUUUUCGAAAUUCUUCUUGAGCAGCAAAGGCCGUCUCCAAGAUAAGCAGUGCCCGAUCCCCCUGCAGCGAGUUGUGUCUUUAGGUAUCUCAGCUGGCGAUCGCGUCAAUGCUCCCUUUAGACUUGAAAUUGAUUACAUUGGUGUAUAUAGUGACCCGGAUCACACAGAAGAAUUUGCUUAUGAAAUGUACAAAGUACCAAAAUAUAUUGUAGGGAAUUAGGACAUUUUCUCUGUGAAUGAAAUGUUAACUUAUAGUUUGUAUUGUAAUUUCAUAUUAUGUAAAAAUCAUGUUUGUACAGAGGUGCUGAAAACAGUGUGGACUAAGAUUAAUAAACUAUAGCUCUUUUUUUA